AUAUGAAUGCAGUAAAAUGUCUGCCUUCUGCUUUAUUCUUUAUCCCUGUCCUGUGGGCCGUGGCUGCCUGUUGAAACUAAGUGAAUUCAAAUUUGCAAAUCGACACAACAUAACCCAGCCCAAUUCAACCACCUCCCCUCCCUCAAGCCGCCAUAACAGAGUGAGAGUUGCUCAACCCUAGGGAACCCAGUAACUUAAAUUUGUCUCUCUCAGAAAUGGCUAAUCAAUUCGUCAAACGAUUCUUUCGCAACCUUAAUUUUACUAAAGACAAGUUAAUGACACCACAAGUGCUUACCCAGUCUGUGUAUGGUGUUCUUGAUCGGUGCCGAUUGCAUUCAUCAGAAGCAGAUAAGGUAGAAGCUAAUGCGUUGAAUAAAAGCAAGGAUACACCUCAAGUUUCUUCAAGACCUAAAGUCGAGAAGAAGACAGACAGUGACUCUGUGCUUGCCAAAUACAGCUCUGGUGAUGAUAAUGUUAGUGAUACCAAAUGGAGGUUAGAGCUUCCUUGGCUUACAAAAGCUGUCGAACCAGCUCUGCAAUUGUGCAGGUGGGCUGUUCCAACAGGAACUGUAGCUAGCCCCAAAUCCCCACCAAGCAGUCGAUCUGUGUCAGAGAUCCUUGCAACCAUUCAACGGAGUAAGAUUGGGAUUGAAGAUUGGAGUUUGAGUGACCUCACAAUCGGCCUAUAUCUUAUUUAUCUCCAUCAAGCAUCUUUAAACCCAUUUGAAGAAGUCAAGGGUGUUCAAAUAACAACAGAAGCAAUUGUCCAAGAUCUUAUAUACCAUGUCGAGUUGGCAAAAGGCUCUUAUAAGGGUGGUGCAUUAGGUCUUGCAAAACAUAGCAUGCUUCGUGAGAGCAAUAUUUUGAAAUUUGAAAAAAAUUCCAGUGUGAUGAGGCCUGGAUAUUAUAUAGGAAUUGAUCCUCGUAAGAAGCUUUUAAUUUUUGGAAUCCGUGGUACUCAUUCUGUGUACGACCUCAUCACUGACAUUGUUUCUUCAAAUGAUGAAGAAGUCACAUUUGAAGGUUUUUCAACUCACUUUGGUACAGCUGAAGCUGCUCGCUGGUUUCUUAGACAUGAGAUUGGAACCAUCAGACAGUUCUUGGAGAAUCAUGAGGGAUAUAGGUUAAGGCUAGUGGGUCAUUCACUUGGUGGUUCUAUUGCUUCUUUACUAGCAAUAAUGCUCCGUAAAAAGUCAUCCAAAGAGCUGGGGUUUAGCCCUGACAUUGUUUCUGCCGUUGGAUAUGCAACUCCACCUUGUGUCUCCAGAGAAGUUGCUGAAAGUUGCUCAGGUUUUGUGACUACUGUGGUACUGCAGGAUGAUAUAAUACCUAGAUUAAGUAUAGCUUCCCUGUCAAGGCUGAGGAACGAAAUUCUUCAAACUGAUUGGACAAGUGUCAUUGAGAAGGAAGACUGGAAAAAUGUCCUUGAUAUGGUUACAAAUGCAAAGCAGAUGGUCUCUUCAGUGCAAGAUGUAGCUCGAAAAUUUGCAGAUUAUGCGAAGUUAAGAUGCAAGAAUGAUUCUUCUGAUGUUCCCAUCAGAAAGGAAUCUUCUUUUCCUGUCAUCUCUUCAACUUCAAAAUCAACUACAGAGAAUGCUGCUCUCCUUAAGACUGAACAAUCUGCCAGCACAGUGCCUGAGGAGCUAUUUAUUCCAGGGACUGUGUACUAUCUAAAGAGGGAUGUCGACACUAAGACCAGUAGCGACAAGGAAGGUACUCAAUUUUUCACUCUCUGGAAAAGACAUCCUGAGGAACAUUUCCGGAGGAUAGUACUCUCAGGCAACAUUAUUUCAGACCACAAAUGUAAAAACCAUCUUUAUGCUCUACGAGAUGUACUAAAAGGCUUGCCUGGAUCCAGUGAUGAAUGGAUAUUCAGAUAGCUGAAAUCCUAAAUGUUUAACAUUCCAUUCAACGUCAUAUAAAUUAUUGUGUUUUGGAUCCACUAUCAACAUAUGAUCGUAUUCAACUUCUGCUCAGAAGACCUUGAUUGAAACUGAAGUAAUAUUGCUAUUAAGCUUGUGGUCUUGCUCUUAA
Molecule: messenger RNA, 2034 nt
Organism: Mangifera indica (mango)
Lineage: Eukaryota; Viridiplantae; Streptophyta; Magnoliopsida; Sapindales; Anacardiaceae
Exons: 8
Coding region: 216-1880 (554 amino acids)
Biological process (GO): lipid metabolic process
Source: RefSeq, a predicted model, not a curated record